UUGUAGCCAUGAGCAUUUAGGAAGGAAGAUUUGUUCUUUAAUUAGCCAGUUAUUGUAAUGAGUUAACUGAGCUUAAGUUAUAAACCUCAAAAUCUAAUCAAGUAACAAUCAAGUAUUAAUGAUCAUGCUAAGUUAAUUAUAGUGUUUGAUGUUCCAUCGUUGAAGCUAAUAUAUUAACGAGGCUCUGGUCAAACGUAUACACAAUUUAAAAAAACAACUAGAAUCAGUGUUUCUUGAAUUCUGAACGUUAGCUUGGGUUUUAAUAAAAUGGGACGGAAAGGGCGUGACGACGCGAGGAUAACUCUGCAAGGAAUAGCUGUGGUUGUCACUUGUGUGAUUGUUCCCCUUUGCCAGGGCCAUGGCAGACUACUGGACCCACCGUCUCGAGCUACGAUGUGGCGGCUGGGAUUUAAUUCACCGCCAGACUACGACGACCAUCAGGGAUAUUGUGGCGGGAAAGAAGCGUUGUGGAACAGAUUCGGCGGCAAAUGUGGCGUGUGUGGCGACCCUUAUUCACCAACUCCACGUGCUCACGAAAAGGGCGGGGCAUUUUACUUAGGAAAGCCGACGAGAACCUACCAAUCAGGCGAUCUGAUUACUGUCAAGUUUGGGAUCACAGCUAAUCACAGGGGUUGGAUCGAGUUCCGCCUGUGCAAUUAUGAUGACCCAGAAGAAGGCGACAUUGAGUAUGAUUCCGAUGGGGACUUCGUGGAGGUCACACAAGAAUGUCUAGACAAGCAUCUGUUGCAACUGGAGGACGGAGAAACUAGAUACGAGCUUGAAGAGCCCUACGCCUCUGGAGAGUUCGAAGUGGAUGUUCGCCUUCCCAAGGGUGUCUCCUGUUCAAAAUGUCUGUUCCAGUGGAAAUGGAAUGUUGGAAACAGCUGGGGGACUAAUCCUGACGGAGCAUCGUGCAUUGGCUGCGGGAAACAGGAACAGUUCUACGCCUGCUCGGAUAUUGUCAUCGAGCCACGUUCUUCUGACAGGAAAUCCACGAAACGACCUUUGACCACUGGACGUAGAAACAGCACCAGACCCACUACCCGCAAACCCAAUGGCAGGCCGACAAAGACCAGAUCAACCCCUCUACCUCUUACCUCAACCUCUGUGCCCCCCAGCACCACUCCUCCAAGCCAACCAACUACAACGACUGUCAAGAGCAGCACGAGUGACAGUCCCAUGGGCUGGUUCAUAAAGCACGUUCCUCUGUUCUUCCACAACUCUGAAACAGACAAGAUUCCAAGCGAUCCAGCCUACGUGAUGGCAGGAAGUGCUCUGACAAACGACGACGCCAAAGAGAAAGCCUCGCUCGCUUCAAGCUUGUGGGAGUUUGUGUCUGAGUUCAAGCCUCAUGCCUCUAUUGAAAACCCCCUUCACGUCAAGUUCCCGAAUCCGGAGAGAUGGCAAGAGCCCAGCGCCAAAAGUGGAGACCUAUCCUUGAAUGGUGUCUUGCAGUCCAACGAAUCCCAGCAUCACCAAGAGCGGAAGCCAUGGUGGAGAAAGCUUGGCGACAAACUGGGGAAAGGUCUAUUGUGGAACAUCAUCAUGGGCCGUAAAGAUGACCGAACGUAUUCCAAGAUAAAACCUAAACGAAGCAUAGACAAACCUGACCACGUGAUUGUGCCCAAUCCAAGCAAUGGUACGCAGAUUGAAAAGCGUUUCCAAGAAAACAGUGAAUCUAAAAGUGUCUUUGAAAACACACAAUCCUCUUUUUCUGAGAAUUCCACUAUCAUUGGAUUGAACACGUCAGGGAGAGGCAACUCUCAACAGUCAUCAAAUCAAGAAAACAUUCUGAGAAUAAAACGUAGCGAAAAGACAGUAACCUAUAUACAAGAAAUGUCACAGCCUGAAGUCACUCUAAGUGAAAUACAGAAACUUCGAUCCAUGACUGAAGAGCCAGGUUCUGACGAGUCAUACGACAAAUCCAAAAUUUCUUCCACAGUGGCAAAACAGCCAGAUAAAAGCUCUCCAUUAAAGGCAACAGAGAUCACAGGCAAAUCUAACAACAAAAUCACUUCAUCCAAAGCUGAAGGUAUGAACAUAAUCUCAACAGAAAGUAAUUCCAGCAAAAAUAAAGACAAAAAUGAAGACAAAAAAAACACAAACAAGAAGCAAGAAAAACCUACACUUCUUUGCCAAGAAAUAAUUCCAAACAAAGAAGUUAAGAAGGUAUCAGAUCAAGAAAAUCUGGACAAAAAGGCUGAAAAUAAAAACUAUAAAAUAAAAGAAGAACAAUCAGAUUUAUUAAAACUAAAGAACACAAAAUCUAAUCAAAGUAAUAACCCUAACAAAAAUGAAAGUGAUUUGAAUUUCAUUGUGUUCAAAAAUAAAAAUAAGAACAAUAAAUUUGAAAAUAUGAAAGAGACAGGUCAUGGAAAUGAAGAAAGCCACGAAGAAGAGCAUGGACAUGAAAGCCAUGAAGAACAUGGACACGAAGAAGAACAUGGACAUGAAGAAGAACAUGGAAACGAAGAAGAACAUGGACACGAAGAAGAACAUGGACACGAAGAAGAACAUGGACAUGAAGAGAGCCACAAAGAAGAACAUGGACAUGAAGAAGAACAUGGACAUGAAGAGCAUGGACAUGAAGAAAGCCACAAAGAAGAACAUGGGCAUGAAGAAAGCCACGAAGAAGAACAUGGACAUGAAAGCCAUGAAGAACAUGGACACGAAGAAGAACAUGGACACGAAGAAGAACAUGGACACGAAGAAGAACAUGGACACGAAGAAGAACAUGGGCAUGAAGAAGAACAUGGACAUGAAGAAAGCCACAAAGAAGAACAUGGACAUGAAGAAGAACAUGGACAUGAAGAGCAUGGACAUGAAGAAAGCCACGAAAAAGAACAUGGACAUGAAGAACAUGGACAUGAAGAAAGUCACGAAGAAGAACAUGGACAUGAAGAAAGUCACGAAGAAGAACAUGGACAUGAAGAAAGCCACGAAGAAGAACAUGGACAUGAAGAAGAACAUGGACAUGAAGAGCAUGGACAUGAAGAAAGCCACGAAGAAGAACAUGGACAUGAAGAAAGCCACGAAGAAGAACAUGGACAUGAAGAAGAACAUGGACAUGAAGAGCAUGUACAUGAAGAAAGCCACGAAGAAGAACAUGGACAUGAAGAAGAACAUGGACAUGAAGAGCAUGGACAUGAAGAAAGCCACGAAGAAGAACAUGGACACGAAGAAGAACAUGGACAUGAAAAAGAACAUGGACAUGAAGAAAGUCACGAAGAAGAACAUGGACAUGAAGAAAGCCACGAAGAAGAACAUGGACAUGAAGAAAGCCACGAAGAAGAACAUGGACAUGAAAACCACGAAGAAGAACAUGGACAUGAAGAAGAACAUGGACAUGAAGAAGAACAUGGACAUGAAGAAAGCCACGAAGAAGAACAUGGACAUGAAGAAGAACCCACGAAGAAGAGCAUGGACAUGAAGAAGAACAUGGACAUGAAGAAGAACAUGGACAUAAAGAAAGCCACGAAGAAGAACAUGGACAUGAAGAAGAACAUGGACAUGAAGAGCAUGGACAUGAACAAAAACAUGGACAUGAAGAGCAUGGACACGAAGAAGAACAUGGACAUGAAGAGCAUGGACAUGAAGAAGAACUUGGACAUGAAGAGCAUGGACAUGAAGAAAGCCACGAAGAAGAACAUGGACAUGAAGAGAAUAGACAUGAAGAGCAUGGGCAUGAAGAAAGCCACGAAGAAGAACAUGGACAUGAAGAAAGCCUCAAAGAAGAACAUGGACAUGAAGAGCAUGGACAGGAAGAAGAACAUGGACAUGAAGACCACGAAGAAGAACAUGGACAUGAAGAAGAACAUGGGCAUGAGGAAAGCCACGAAGAAGAACAUGGACAUGAAGAGCAUGGACAUGAAGAAAGCCACGAAGAAAAACAUCGACAUGAAAGCCACGAAGAAGAACAUGGACAUGAAGAAGAACAUGGAAAUGAAGAGCAUGGACAUGAAGAAAGCCACGAAGAAGAACAUGGACAUGAAGAAGAACAUGGACAUGAAGAGCAUGGACAUGAAGAGCAUGGACAUGAAGAGCAUGGUCAGACGGGAGAUCGAAGUCAACACGACAGACGUAGACGUUCAGUUAUAG
Molecule: messenger RNA, 4098 nt
Organism: Biomphalaria glabrata
Lineage: Eukaryota; Metazoa; Mollusca; Gastropoda; Planorbidae
Product: repetitive organellar protein-like
Exons: 9
Coding region: 268-4098 (1276 amino acids)
Source: RefSeq, a predicted model, not a curated record